AUGUGCGAGGCACGGCUGCAGCAGCACACGGCGUACCUCGAGGGGCUGAUCGCGAUGGUCCCGCCCAAGUACUACCUCCCGCCCAACCCCGAGGAGAUGGCCAAAAAGUUCCAGAAGCACGCGCGUUCAGGCGACCGAGCGGGCUUCGAGGGCAAGAAGCAAAAGUUCCUCAACUAG
Emiliania huxleyi CCMP1516 is the source of this 177-nucleotide messenger RNA. RefSeq lists its product as hypothetical. The coding region runs from base 1 to 177 and encodes 58 amino acids. NCBI's taxonomy places the organism in Eukaryota, Haptophyta, Isochrysidales, Noelaerhabdaceae. The transcript is spliced from 2 exons. The record is from RefSeq and is a predicted model, not a curated record.